Molecule: messenger RNA, 515 nt
Organism: Rubroshorea leprosula
Lineage: Eukaryota; Viridiplantae; Streptophyta; Magnoliopsida; Malvales; Dipterocarpaceae
Source: the annotation of a GenBank genome assembly
CUCUGUUUUUUCAUCUUCCUCUCGGUUCUCUCCAUUUCUUUGUUUUAAAAAACCCAAUACUGAGGGUGCUGAUUUUUCUGGUAUACAUUGUCUUUUCUGCAGGUGAGGCAAGGAUAGGGUUGUAGAAAGCAGGAGUGUAGAGGCCCGAGAUUGGGGGUGGCGCGCGGUGUGUAGGAGGCAUGAUUGCCAGCAAUGGGGCGCAGAGGAGGGAGGGCGCAGGCUCAGUGCAGAGGGGGGGGGGUGGAAGCUGGUUUGAUGCAGAGGGAGGUGGAGGCUGGUUCGAUGUAGAGGGGAGAGGAAGCUGGAGAUUGAUGCAGAGGAGGGUGGAGGCUGGUUCGGUGCAGAGGGGGGUGGAAGUUGGUGACUGAUGAUGAAGAAGAAGGUUUAUUGGUGCAUGACCCACACUAGUGGUGGUGAUCUUGUUCUUUUUGACCUAGAAAUAAAGAGAGCUUUUAAGAAAGCAAAUGAAGAACAUCAUGCUAGGAGAAGUUAACAAUUAAAUGAUGCACGCAUUC